Oryza brachyantha (malo sina) is the source of this 1088-nucleotide messenger RNA. Its product is annotated as protein CHLOROPLAST ENHANCING STRESS TOLERANCE, chloroplastic. The coding region runs from base 8 to 913 and encodes 301 amino acids. Lineage: Eukaryota; Viridiplantae; Streptophyta; Magnoliopsida; Poales; Poaceae. Gene Ontology annotation, cellular component: chloroplast thylakoid membrane. The record is from RefSeq and is a predicted model, not a curated record. Gene Ontology annotation, biological process: photosystem I assembly; response to photooxidative stress. The transcript is spliced from 6 exons.
AGCCGAGAUGCCCCGACCCAACAAGAUAGGGGGGAGCCAAAUGGCGCUGCUCUCACCGCCCUCCCCGCCUCCUCCGCUCGCGCCACCUCGCCGCCGCUUCGCCUCCCCCGCACUCCUCGCCGUCUCUAAGAGACCUAGCUUUCUCCUCUCUCUGCCCCACUGCCACUGCGGCCUCCUCCCUUCGACAGCCAACGAACGGGCGUCCUGCCGGCGGCGCUGCCGCCACGUAGCUGCCUCGCUCGGCCAGGACGAACCUGGAGUUUCAGACACAGCUGUGGCUCCUGACGGUGAAGGGGAUUCUGAACCGCCGGUUUCCUCCGAUGGAGACGCAGACGACGACGUCGCGGCUUCCGUCGAGCAGGCCGAGGCGAGCCCCGAGGACUUGGAGAAUAUCCUCCAGGUCAAAAGGGUGCUUGAGCUUCUUCAGAAGAACAGGGAUAUGACCUUUGGCGAGGUUAAGCUAACUAUCAUGAUUGAGGACCCUAGAGAUGUAGAAAGGAAGAGAUUACUCGGCAUAGAGGAUCCUGAUGAAAUCACCAGGGAUGAUUUGGCUGAUGCUUUGGUUGAGGUUAAUGAAGGGCGGAUUCCAGAGAACCGUGUUGCUCUUCAGUUGCUUGCUAAGGAAAUGACUGAAUGGCCGGAUCUUGAGAUUGAGGCUCCGAAAAAGAAGAGCAAGCCUGGGAAAUCUGUCUAUGCAAAGGCUACAGAUACAGGCAUUGAUCCUGAGGCAGCUGCUAAAAGGCUUAACAUUGACUGGGAUUCUGCGGCUGAUUUGGACGACGAAGAGGAGGGAGAUGAUGAAGCUGAAGUGCCUUCAGCGGUGGGAUAUUCUGCUCUAUAUCUAUUGACUGCCUUUCCUGUCAUUAUUGGGAUCUCAGUUGUACUGAUUCUUUUCUACAAUUCUCUACAGUAGUGCAACCCUGCUCAUCUUUGCUUCCUGAGGCCAUUUCCUUUUGUAAAUUCGAGGCAGACAUUGUUGUGAGUAACUGAAGAUGUAAAAUAGUUUAUGUGGUGAUAUGACAAGAUUGUAAAGCUAUGAAAUUGCAUAUUACCAACAGAGAAACCUUGAAAAUUGGAUUUUUCGCUGA